AUGACGAGUUCUCGCCUGGCUGCGGACACCCGGGCACCAAUGCUGCGGCUGCAAAGGAUCUUCUUACCAGCAGGUCUGCUGUUGUGCCUUCUAUGGGGGCUGCAGGCCGGCGUUUCGGCCUUCCUGCAGAUCGCUCCCAGCCCAACGCUUAGCAGAGCAGACCUGGCGCCGGUUCGCUCCCGCUCGCAGACGAGCCCCUCAGACUCGAGCAAAGGUCCUGCAGGUAGUGCUCUGCUCCUCGCGCUUCUGGGAGCAGCAGCCUUUGCUUCGCGAAGGCCCGGGCCAGCCACCUUUGCUGGGCACAGCCGCGGGCACGUGGCUGCAAGCAACUUGCUUGUGGCACAGCCAGGAGACGCAGUUGACAUCGAGUCCAUCGUUGGCAUGGGUCAGGUGCCUCGCAGGCCCCACGUGCGCAUCUGCGACCGCACACUCAAAGAGUGGUCGCGUGGAAGGAGGAUCAACAGCGCCGCGAAGCAGCGCUUCCUCAUCCGCCGCGAGCCAUCGGGUCGGAUCACCGUCUGGCGACGUCAGUGGGGCCAGCGUAACCUGAAGUCGAAGAAGACGCCGGCUCACCUGAAGAGAUUGAAGCAGAUGGUCCGCAUUCAUCGAUGUCAGUACAAGCGCGUUGCUAAAUUGCUGCGAAUCCAUUUCGUGCCUCCAAAGCCCUGCGACUUCAUCAUGCGCAAGUUCUGCGAAAAGCGGCUGAAGGCCCUUGAAAAAGCCGUGGUGCAGGACCACCUCGGCAUGCACGACAAUGUAGGAAGUAUCUCGGCCUACAAUCCUGAAGAGAAACACCGCGCCUACCUGCAGCGCCUGCAGGAGCGAAACCAGGUGCAGCGGCAGCAACAGCAGGAUGAGACUACACAGGAGAAGUUGAGGCGCGAGCAGGGCUUCAACGUCUGCUUCUCGGGCGCCAAUGCUGCGCAGCGCGCCGCGUCCGCAGGCGAUCGCCUCAAGCAGAAGGCUCCCCGCGCGCGCUCGCGCGGAAGCCUCGGCGCUUGGAGGCAGUGGGAAGAGGCCACCGUGGAGAUCAAGGGCAUCGGGGGCGAGGUCUACGCCAUCCGCCCAACAGGGGAGCGGGUCCCCUCCAAGAUCGACUUCCUUGGCGGCGAGUCUUUACCGUCCUGGGCCGAGACCCAGAAAGUGCCCACUGGGACUGAGGAGGAUGCUGCUGAGGAGGAGACGGAGGAGAUUCCAGAGGAGUUGCCUGAGGAAGACUCUCCACACUUGCAGGCUACACAACCAGAGUUGGAGCUGGAGCAGACGCAGAAG
Molecule: messenger RNA, 1272 nt
Organism: Symbiodinium sp. CCMP2456
Lineage: Eukaryota; Dinophyceae; Suessiales; Symbiodiniaceae
Source: the annotation of a GenBank genome assembly